Messenger RNA from Episyrphus balteatus (marmalade hoverfly), 2003 nucleotides. RefSeq lists its product as uncharacterized. The coding region runs from base 1212 to 2003 and encodes 263 amino acids. The transcript is spliced from 2 exons. The record is from RefSeq and is a predicted model, not a curated record. Lineage: Eukaryota; Metazoa; Arthropoda; Insecta; Diptera; Syrphidae.
AACAAGACGUCGCUGUUAACGAUUACAAACAAACGGGCAUACACGAGAAUUCAGUUUUCAAUUCUAUUAAAUCAUUUCACGUGACAUCCAACUAUUCAGUUGAUGUGAUGCAUGAUAUUUUUGAGGGCGUAUGCCACUAUAACAUGUGUCACAUCAUUCGACAUAUUAUUGAAAAGAAGUUUUUCUCAAAUUUGGAGACUUUCAACGACCGAAUUAACUCGUUUAAUUACGGAGAAAUUGAGAUCGGAAACAUUUCACAGUCACCAAUUACGAAUGACAAUUUAAAAAAUAUGCAUUUAAAGAAAACCGCGCGUGAAAUGAUGACUUUUGUUUAUCAUUUUCCCCUAAUUGUAGCCGAUCGUAUUCCUGAAAAAGACGAAAUCUGGAUUUUCUUCUUAAAUUUCGUAGAAAUCAUAGAUAUUCUUUUGGAUUUCAAUAUUUCGAAUGACAUGAUUGAUCACCUUGCUGAACUUAUAAGACAACACCAUCUUGACUAUGUAAAGUUGUUCAAGGAUACUCUUAAACCAAAACAUCAUUUUAUGGUGCAUUACCCAUUGGUAUUUCGUAUGUCGGGCGUGCCGCGAAAUUUUUGGUGUUUCCAAUUCGAAGCCAAACAUAAGGAAUUCAAGAAAUAUGCGCGAGUCAUUAACUGUCGAAAGAACAUUCCACUCACAUUAUCAAUUAAAUUUCAAUUAAAAUUUGCACAAUCGAUAUUAAAUGAGACUUCUUCUGAUCUUGUGACUUUCUCUGAUUGUCACAUGCUUGAUACUUCCCACUUUGAAUUGAUAAAUGAUUACAAAGUACGUCAGGGAAUCCACUCAGAUUUCUCAAGUUUCUCACAAUGCGUCUAUUACGGCAAACUAUUCAAAAAAGGUUACUUCAUUUCACAAUGUCUCGAUAAUGCAAUAGAAAAUGCGUAUAUAUUUCGUAUAAAAGAGGUAGUUAAGUUUUCCGAGCCAACUUUUCCGUAUUUAGUAUGCGAACGUGUUCAAAUAAUUGCUUAUCGAAAACACUACGCUGCAAUCGAAAUUGGCAAUGCCACUACACCAAUUCAAUACUUAUCUCAUCAUUUACUACGAAUAGAUAAUUGCAAAAGUCCUCCAAUAAAUGUUUAUAAAAUAUCUCGUGGUUUAAUGAUGAUAAGACCAAAAAUAAUAUAUUAAUUAUUAAGAAAUUCCCAUUGCUUCCAGUUCCAACAAAAUUUAAAAAAAAUGGACGAAUCACAAUCACGUUCAACGUCACCUGUGGAGAAAAAUACGAUAAGUGAAUUAAAACAAACAGAAACACCGGUCAAUAUUAUCCCACAAACAGAAACACCGGUCAACAUUAUCCCAUCUAGUCAAGUACUUCUAUCGACUACAAAUUACGUUUUGGUUCGAGAUGACAGUAAAUUAUUACUAAAUGAUUUGUCAUCGCCAGAUAACAAAUCAAUAAGUAUUCAAGAGCAAUCAGAUGAUCAAUCAGGUGUGGAAAACGUUUCAUUCACAGAAUUGAUAAGUUCUUAUUGCUCCAAUGAUGAUGACAAUGAGGUGGAAGCUCUCAAAACUCUUUUGAAUGAAUGGAAAAUCCCAAAUAUGUUUCACCAACUUUUUAUUGAUGAAAAUCUUUUUGUACCGGUGUUGCAAGUGGCAAACGAAUUUUUCAUGAAGAGGUUUUUACAAACUUUAAAUAUAACAACCGCGAGUAGGAUUGUUUUCUUUGAUAAGUGGUUUCAAUGGAAAACCGAACGGUAUACAUCUUUAUCUAAUACUCCGUCUUUAGUUUCUACACCAACGACUAGUGUAGCGUCACCUUCAUCUACCACAGCAUCAGUGAGCAAAAGUUUGAUAGAUAUUUUAAACUGUAAAGAUGGACAAACAAUUAAAGAUUAUUAUGACGAAAAUAAAAACAUAGACAAUAAAUCUGUUCGUAAGUUGCUCACCGACACAAUUUUGAGUUACGCCAGAAUAAAUAACGUACAUUUCUCGUCGAACGAUUUGAUAAAGCUUUCAGAUGAAAUAUAA